Molecule: messenger RNA, 17118 nt
Organism: Porites evermanni
Lineage: Eukaryota; Metazoa; Cnidaria; Anthozoa; Scleractinia; Poritidae
Source: the annotation of a GenBank genome assembly
GAGACAGUGCUGGCCGCUUUCUGGUGAUGUCACAGACGGUCCGGAGUUUAUAGCAGAAAAGAAGAAUGCUAUGAUCAAGUAAAUAUUGGUAAGUAAAUAUUGAAAAUCUUUUCCAUUUUAUUCAAGAAUUGUCUCACGAUUUUCCGCAAGUUCGCUUGCAAUUGACAACCAAGCUGCCCUUUAUAUUUCUGAUUCAGCUGAUUACAUAAUUCCGUACAUUUGUCUUCAGAACUCCAGAUAGUCUAAUGAAAUGCAAUGAAUUACUGACAGCAGCAAUCAUCUGUCCUCUGUUCAUAUGACUUUGUGCUUAGCAGAAAUUUGUCUGAUCCAUAAUUUUGGAAUCCACCCUCGUGCUGACCCCGUCCCCUCCCUCACUGCCAAUUAUUUUAUUCACACAUUCAAAUGUGAGUGCCAUUCCAUUUAACAUACCCCCCUCCCCGUCAACAAAGUACUUUGAAAUUGUGGGCUAAAUUCUUGGGAAACUUGAGCAGCACUCCAAUUUUCCGAAGCAAGUACAGAAUACAGGGCCAUAUUUUAGAAGUGGCUUGGUGGCUCCGUAUUGAAGAACGAGAUAGAUAUGAGACAUAAUUGUAAAAAUAAAAUGGACAUAAAAAAAGGAUGUAAAAGUAUAAAAGUUUAAGAGCAAGUACAUGUAUAUAUUUUCAUGGCUUGGUGGCUUGAUGGCUCUUCAGUCAAGGUUAUAUAGUUUAGUAGCUCGAUGGCUCAUUGGCUUGCUCAAAAGUCAGGACUACUAAGCCACCGACCGAGCCACGCCAAUAAAUAUACCUAGAAAAUUUGCCCUGUAUUCUGUAGUUAAGCUUAUCUCCCCUUCCUGGUAUAGGGGCAUUGCAGUGCCAUGCUUGCUAUAUUUCUCAUUUUAAUUAUAAGAUGAAUAGCUUGGACACUUGCCCAUUGAGUCAGUGAUCAGCUUUAAGUGUAGUUUUCACUAGCGCAUAAGUAUAAGCAUAAGCACAAGUACAUGUGUAAGCAAAUGAAAACUGGGUCGACAUAAGCAUAAGCACAUGAAAAACAGACAAGUUCUUUCUUCUCGUGCUUAUACUUAUGCUUAUGUUGUAGCUUUCAUUAGUGAAAACUGGGUUGACAUCAUAAGCACAAGCACAAGGCCGUGGACCAGUCAAAGGCCACUUUGGCCCAGACCUCAUGUGAACAUUUCAAAGGCAAUAUGGCAGAUGCUUCGUACCCCAUCUUGUCUAUCAUAUCGGGUUGAGGAGAGCUGGUAUCGAGAAUUGAGUCAAGUAUGCCAUUCUGUGCGUGUGUAUGUCCUUAUGCUUAUGCUUUAGCCUGUGAACAGGCUCUCGGUUCUUUUUGGGGAAAAAAAUAGCGAAGGGAAAGAAAAGGGGGGGCUUUUCCCUCUCCCCAGUUCCCCGCUCGACCAAAGGCCUGUUCACAGGCUACUUAUGCUUAUGCGCUAGUGAAAACCAGGCUUUAGAGGUAUUUUGUCCAGCAAGAAAAUCCUCUUGUCCAGGAUAAUAAGACAGGCCUUUUUCAAGCUUUGCAAAAUAAUCUUAUCUCAAAUUGAUAAGCAUGUGAUAAGUGUGAGAGAUAUACAGCUGCAUACAUGUAUAUUACUGCAAUAUCCUCACAGAGAUCCCAGUUACAACACUCUCUUAUUGUUGAAUACUCUUGUCAUUGUUCUCUUUUUAGAAAAUAUAUUAAGAUGUUUAAUAUUCAAACAUCUAAUCAAGUUCUAAAACAAGCAAAACACUUGAGGCAGAUAGCUCGGCGCAUAUCACGUUCCCUUGGUCCUGGAUCAUCCGUCCUUAACAGCUUGCCAGAGCGGCUUAUUCAAGUUCACCCAGAAGUUGCGGAGGCCCUUGUCAGAAGAAAACCUAUUGUUGCUCUGGAAUCAACCAUUAUUACACAUGGAAUGCCUUAUCCAGAAAAUAUAAGGUAUUGAAAGAUCUAUUCAGUGUCAGAGGCCUCUUAUGGGCAGCUCUAUAUGUUGAAAAAUAUUAUGGCCAUACUAUUCUAGCUACAGUGUUUUACAAGUAGUGUUUACCAUUACUUGGUAAACUUUGGUUAAUGUUAUGUGCAUUCAUUCACCAUGAACAUAACCAAGACAACCAAAAUUGUAUACAGCUUAAGAGACACAACAUUGACUCAACUGCUUGUUGAGUUUUUUAGAUGAGCUCAGAAUUAUUUUUUUAAGACCCGCAAUCUUUAAUGUCUAUGUAGCACUGCCUUCGCUUGGCCUGCUUUCUCAGAUUGGACCUCACCUCAGGCUGGCACAUAUUACAGCUACACUAGUGUAUUACAAAACUUCCAAAAGCGGUGGUAGUGACAAUCAUUCUUACAUCUACUACCAGAGCACUUGUUUCCAGAAUUCCACCUUGUGUACCAAAAGUGGUGACCAUCACUGAGGGGGGAGAAAUAAGAACUGUGUCCCAUUGUAUACCGUCGUAUGGUAUGCAGAAUAGUGGUAUGCAGUCCCAAGUAAAACAAAACAAUUGUCCAAAGCUAGGCUUGGUGAAUCCUCAGUCUGGAGAUCAUCAUCAUCUUUAUCAUUCUGAGUCUCCCCAGGCAAUGUCAUGCAACAUGCUACCGCCCAACAUGCAUGCCUUUUAUUCUUUCAAGGAGACAAGACCUGCAAUCCCUUAUUAAGGGGGUUAAAAUAAGUUAACAUGCUAAAUAAUCAUGAUGGAGUAUUGUUCCAUCGUUAUGAAUUACUGGUGCUACAAUUAACUUCUUUGUAGAGUUGCAAAAGAUGUACAAAAAAUUGUGAGAAGCAAUGGGGCAGUACCAGCCACAGUGGCCAUAAUGGCUGGAAAAAUACAAGUGGGUAUGUACUGUACAAAAAAGAUUUUUACUUCUUGAAUGCAUGGCUUCAUCUAUACUGUUUAAUAUUAUUUAAUAACAGAAAAAACACAAAAGGAUCCACUUACACUGCUAUAUAUAGUGAUGACUUUUAUUUCUUCAAAAUGGUACAAUUUUGCAAAUAUACAAAUGUUCACACCUUUAUCCAUCCAUUGAUUGACAUUUAAUGAAGUGUCAUAUAUUUGAAAACCACUUAGGGAAAAGCAAUCACCUUCAGUUGUCAUUUGUUUUGCACUCAGUGGGGAUAUGAAAUAGUCACAUAAUUUGAAUAUUUAGUACACUGUAAGUUAAUUUGGUUGUUGUUUGUUCAUGUCUUUGAAAGGUUUGUCUGAUGACGAUUUAGAGAUGCUUGCUCAAGACACCAGCGCUUUAAAAACAUCAAGACGGGACUUGCCAUAUGUGAUCAGCAAGGUCUGGAUUAGCAUUUAGACAUCAUUAAAUUGUUAAGUUAUGUUAUCCUUGUGUGACGCAAAUACAGUUAGCCUCUGUUGGCUUGUUUUAGGAUGAAAAUUUGUGUGAAUUUAUAAGCAUGUACUAGCAAGAUAACAAAGCCUGUUUUUCAUGCAUUGACAGAGAAUAACUGUACUUGUAGGAUCAAAUCUAACAACCAUUGGGAAUGUUUAAAAAGUUAUUCAGGUAGUGAUAGUUUUACAUCAGCUGUUUUUAAAGAUUUCCUCUUAAUAUCUUUUUAUUUCUAAAAAAAAAUUGCUGCCAAAAUUUUAUUACAAAAUGUGUUGUAUGAUAACAUUUGAACUUGACAGGGUCUGACAGGAGCCACCACAGUAUCCAGUACAAUGAUUGCUGCUAACAGCACAGGUAUCCCAGUGUUUGUUACUGGAGGUAUUGGUGGUGUGCACAGGGGAGCUCAGUCAAGUAAGUUUUUAUACUGUGUUUUGUACAGUUUUUUUCUCUUCUGAAGAAUUAUGACAUUGAGAAGUUGUACCUUCCAUUAACCGUGACAUUAAAGUUUGCCAAACUGUAUUUUGACAGCAUUUGACAUCAGUGCUGACUUGACAGAGCUUGGUAAAACACCAGUAGCGGUAGUUUGUGCUGGAGCAAAAUCUAUUUUGGACAUUGGAUUGACACUGGAGUAUUUAGUAAGUUGUGUCUUCUGGUUGUUUGGUUUUGGGAAGAAUUUACUUAUAAUGAUUGUAGGUCCUGUCUGUCUGUCUGUCUGUCUGUCUGUCUGUCUGUCUGUCUGUCUGUCUGUCUGUCUGUCUGUCUGUCUGUCUAUCUAUCUAUCUAUCUGUACAUUUUUAAUUAUUUUUGUAGGAGACUCACGGAGUUCUAGUGGCCACAUAUGGAGAUACACUGGAUUUUCCUGCUUUUUUUACACCUCAAAGUGGAUUUAAGGUGACUGAUAGCUAGUGCAGUCAUUUAUUGUUUGUUUAUUAUUAACUUUGUAGAGGUGGUGUAUCCUUAAAUCGGUAAUUCUGACUUGUGUUUAAAGAUAAUACCUUUAGAGUUUUCCUUGUACGAUAAAACUGUAAUGAUCAACUGUAGACAGGGAAUGCUACAGUUAUUAUAAAGUAGCACAUUUGAAAGAGUUCUGCCAGUAUUCUUGACUACGUGUAAAUUGUUCCUAUUUCUUUCCCACAUUAUGUGGCUAGCAAUUAGCAGCUCUGACUCAAUAGGCUAUAAAAUGUUGCAAACUGUUAAAUGCAUGAAAACAUGCAAUAGCCAGACCAUGCCUGGGAUUAAACUGCAGGGAAAACUCCAAUUUGUUAAUAUUCUACAUGUGUGCUUUCUGAUCUUUGUUUUAAACUGUUGUUGUUGCAAGUUACCCAAACUAAUUUUCAGUUGACAUUGUUUGUGUGUAGUAUUUUGUAACAAAUCUUUAUCCAACAAAGUGAUGAAUUAAAGUUGGUGAAAUAAAAUGUUACUUGAGGUGAAAAAAGGGGAAAGUGCAAUUGAUAAUGGUAGCAAGCUCAAAUUUAAUGCUUUAAUGCUUAUUAUAGUCAGUCCUAAAGCAUUUGCUAAGACAGUCAUGUCUAAUAGCCCGGGGUUAGUGGAUUUUGCUAUCAAACUUGUAAAUUCUAUUCAUAGAGGAUAUUACACGGUGGUGCGAGGAUAUGAAUUUUAUUUUCGAGUGGCAAAACAAUAUUUUACGAACGAGUGCAGCGAGUGAGUAAAAUAUUGUUUUUGCCACUCGAAAAUAAAAUUCAUAUCUUCAAGCCGCCGUGUAAUGAACAUUCUUUUUAUUAUAUAGACAAAAAGACAUCGAUAAAAUAAUAGAGGGAAAUAACCGAAAUUACGUCAUUGAUAAACUCACGUGUGAGAUUAUGGAAAAUAAACCACUCAGGUCCCUGAUGUACUUUUUAUGAAUUUUAUGAGUGGUAUAUUUUUCAGUAAAACACUUGUGUCUAUAUAAUAAUAUAAUAUAAACUUGCCGGAUGGGCAAGUGAAGUUUUUUGGCAAGGGUUCAAAUUACAGAAGAACUGUAAUCAAUCCUGCUUAUCAAAACGUUUUUUUUCAAGCUAGUUAAAAUGACUGAUCCUGGAUUGCUAGCUACAGCUGGCUCGAAGGACAAGCUGUAAAACUAACUAAAGUUUCUUUGCAACCUAUCCAGUUGAGCUCUGUCUGCUCUAACAACCUGCUUCUUGAAAAAUUAAUAUUUGCAGUCUCCAUACAAUGUACAAUCUUCUGUGGAUGCAGCUAAAUUAAUUGGUAAGAUCAAACACUUUGCAAAUUACAAUCAUGAAAAUGGUAAAAAAAGGUUAUCUAAAGGUCCUUAGUGACAUAGGGUACUAACACAUCAACAGUAAUUAUAAGACUGCAUGAUAAACCUGAAGCUAAUGGCAUGCUCUGUUUUAAGGGUAUUUAAGGCCCCAUUUAAAGAAAAAAAAUUGAAACAAGGAUUUGAGGUCACACUUGGACUGUAUUGAACAAGGGUCUGUAUGCACAGAAGGCCAUGCACUAACCAAAGUGUGCCAACCCUAAUAUUGCUCUAAAAUGUUGCAAAAAAUGUUACAUGCCCCAUGCAGCAUAUACUGUUGUAGGCUCCUCAUCAAGCACAGCCAGCAUAAACAUUAUUUGCAGCAAUCCCAUGUUUUGAUUGCAUUUGCUGUUUUCCUCUGUGGCAUAAGGUUAUCAAUUAGUCUUGUGACAGAAAUUGUAACUUAUACCUGUUAAUAGUCUUUAAAAUUUUUGGCAUUUUUUGACAAGUGUGUACCAAUGUUUUGAUGUUGUUUAAAUGAUUCAGAUGCCAAUUUAUCCCUUGGGUCAACUAGUGGAAUUGUAAUAGCUGUUCCAAUAGCAAAAGAGCACGCUGCAUCUGGAGCUGAAGUUGAGAAAGCUAUUCAAUAUGCCUUACAAGAAGCAAGGUAAAAACUGGGUGUUAAUUUUCCUAGUAGAUAAUUAUAAAUGCCUUAAAGCAGGGGCACCCAACGAGAAUAUAGUUCAAAACCACUUAAACAUAGCAUUGUUAAACAUAUUUUAGUAUUUAAACGGUGGAUAAAGGCAUAUUUUUAUCCCCAUUUUUAAAAAGUAGACAAGCCUAAAGGAUCGACUUUCAGAUCACUAGGUUUUUAAUAUCCCUAGUUUUGAAUGGAAAAGCUUUUAAAGUCGGUCUUUUUUCCGAGGGCUUUUAAGAUCCACUGGAAAAAUAGGGAAAAAUCCGUUAAAAUAGGCAAUUAUACCAUUUCAAUAUAUGUUCGAAAAUCCUAGGGGAGGCAGGCAAGCAAGAAAUUUUACAACAAAUGUUCCGAAAAUUCUAGAUCUCAAAUCGUCUUCCGAACAGAUAUUUUUCCGAAAAUUGUCGUUGGGUGCCCCUGUUAAAGAGGAUUCAUGAUGACUGGUGUUUUUUAGGUACUGCAUACCAUCAUUAAUAAUUAAAAUGCACUUCUAUUUAUUUGAAUGCAGCAACACAAUUUCUCAUUGAUGACUUAAUCUGGCCCAAUUUGGAGAGGCAGAAUUAAAAAUCUGAAUACUAUUAUGAGUUGUUUAUUGAUUAAUUUUAUCAGUGGUUCAAGGAAUGUCCUUAAAAAUUGAAUGUCCUUGAAAAUUGACCAGGAAUGUUGAUUUCAUUUUAUGCUGGGUUUCAACUUAUUUCGACAUCCCUUUGUGUUUGAGUAUGAUAAUGAACUGAAACAGAAAAGUGAACCAUGACAUGUAUCUUGCAGGGCCAAGUUAACUAUAGAUUUAUUCUUCGUACUAAUUUUGUGAAGUUCGUGCAUUUAACGUUACAGUGAUCAAGGUGUUUUAGGCAAGGAGGUGACACCUUUUGUGCUGAAGAGAGUGAACGAACUUACAAAAGGACAGUCACUUCAAGCCAGUAUCCACUUUUUUGUACUUGAUUUGUAUUGUCUUAAUAUAAUUAUUAUUAAAUUACAAUCUCCGUCCAAGAUCCAAGUGCCACAUGAUCAUGGAUGUUCAAUGUACUUGCAGCAUAUCCACGCAAUUAAAGGAAGAUUGUGAUUUAACUUCAGGGGUAACUCACUGCUUUAUCUUAAUUUUAAAACUUUAAGAAGCACAGUACACUUGCCAUUGCUGCCUAUGGGACUUUAGUGGUACUCCACAUAUGGCCUUUUAAACGCCCAGGAAGUCUAUUUAAUUUUACGAGUCCAGCUGGGGGUGUUUAAUAGAUAACAGGGGUUUAAAAGGGGUUUAUUCUCCUAACACUGUAACAAGCUUAACAAAACUAAUAUGCUUUCAGCAAAAAGAUUAAAAGAGUUUAAAAAUAGCAGGAUAUCCACCCCAUCAAGUGAUCCAUCUAGGCCAUCUAGAGAUCCAUAUUACUCUUUCAAAUCCCAAAUCAGGGUCAUUGAAUGAAAUGAUUUCACUCCUUUUUUCUAAUUCCAAGUAUUUUGUAGUAAUUCUCAUAGGGGGCAUCUAUUAGACAGGGUGUGUGUAUUAUAGAGGGGUGACUAAUACAAUUUUAACAACGUAGAGGGGGCAUUUAUUAGAUGAGAUGCCUUUAUUUGGGAAUGGGUAUGCAUCUAUUAGGUCAUUUACGUUAAAGGGUGAGCUGUUUAAAUUGCUAUUUUGUGUUACAAGUGUAAGAUCUUAACUACCACUCUCAGAUAUAGCACUUAUAAAAAACAAUAGCCAAAUAGGAAGUUCAAUUGCUGUUGAACUCUGCAGAUUACGUAAACUCAAGGAAAAGAAAGAUGUGGUAAGUGUAGCUUGGAAGAGACACAGAAAUGGGUUCAUUUUGCAUGUCACCUCGGCCAACAGCUGAUGGAGUGUAACUGUUGUGGUUCAAAUUUAAUCUUUGGUUUGAAUUUUUGAGACCAUAUGGCCAUUAUCAUUUCUCUUUACAGAAUGUUCAAAGUAAGCUGCCAGCUGGAAUGCCAGAUUCAACCACAGAAUGGAGCACAUUAAAAAGACCAGUAAGUGAAUAUACUUAGUGCCAUACAGCUUAGGUUAUCUGAUGGCUAUCCCUGGGCAGUCAACAUGAAAACAGGAACCCCUGGGGUGGUUGAUACUUCUCUUAAAAAGAAAUUUAAAUAAAUGCAGUCUAUCAUUAUUGUAUUUUAAUUCUUUGCGAAGAGAACUAACUGAAGUCUGUUUUUUUGCUGUAAUAUUUUUCUCUCUCUUAUUUUUUUGAGGUUGUCAUUGGUGGAUCCAAUGUAGAUUUUAUUGCAACAGCUGAGAAAAUUAUUGUAAGUGCAGUUUUCUUUCAUCUCUGUAUGUUGGUGUUAAGGACUUUUACAACAUCUUUUAGUUACCUGUAAUUUAACUGGUUAAUGGAACUUUAACUGACACAUGUAUUCCAUCCCUGGUAGUUUAAUACCUUUUUUUCAUGUAUACAGUCUGAAGCAUCCAACCCUGGACAAGUGAGGAUGAGUUUUGGUGGAGUAGGAAGAAACUUAGCAGGUAUUGUUGUCUUAACUGGCUUUUUUAACCUUUAAAGCAUUAGUAAUUUCCGCAAGCAUAUUCACUAGUUUCAACAACACUGUGUGUGUGUUUGAGGUGAGGAGAAAAUUGUGUACAUUGGAUAUGCUAAAACCUUGUCGGUGACCCAAAGAAUUUUUGCUGAUGUUCUGAAUGUAUGAAGUAGAUCGCGAUUGGUAGUCAUGUAUGUUAUUUGACUUCCUCUGCUAGGGUACUGUUAUUGUUGAACUGCUUGGCUGUACUGCUUGUAGUUUUAUAUUUUUUGUCUACAGAAUGUCUGGCUCGUCUGGGGUCGAAGCCUGUGUUUAUAUCUGCGAUAGGAACAGACCCUCUAGGAGUUAUGAUGCUUAAACACUGUGAAGAAGUUAACAUGGUAAUAAAGUAGCUCCUUGCCGGCUCCCCAUAGCUCACUGUAUAGAGCGCCCACCCCGGUGUUCGUGGGCUCAUAGGUUCAAAACCUGCCGGGGACGUAAGAUUUACUUUGUCUCACUCUGACUUCAGUGACAUGGCGAUUAUAACGUCACGUUCCUCGUUCAUAACUAACCUUAAAAUUUACAAUUUUCAUUUAUCAUUAUUUUAGUUAAAAGUCAUUUACAAGACUGCUGACCUUGGCAGUAUGAAAGAUGCUUUUCCUCUCCAUCUUUUCUUCCUUAUUUUUUUCUCGCUCUCUUCCUUCGCGCCGCUUUCCCCUAUCCGAACGCAUGGAACAGGCUACCAAGUUUGAAAGAAACUCUUUUUCGCUUGCUUUUGGUAGAGAUGAAUCUCCCGUUGCGUUUUCUUAUCCUGUCCAUUACGUUAGGAGUCUUUACUUCCAGUGUAUCUAGAAAGCGCAAAAGCCAAUGUCGCGAAAGAGCAUUGCGAAAGUAAAUUAAAGUUAACCCGCGCGUCCUUGUCCCGCGGGGGAAGUCCCGAAAUGCGCAGAAAGUGUGCGCAGUAACAAUAGUGGGCAGCGUCAUUAAAACUAACGAAGAUAUAACUCCUCAAAGUGGCGAAAUUUUAUUGACGUUUGUAUGGUGGGGGGUGGGGAGGGGCACAAACUUGCCCCCCCCCCCUCCCCCAGCAUACAAGUGGCGACAGUUUUUCCCUAACUGGUCCAUGUCAAAAGUUGAAAAACCUCUGUGAAGGGUCAAUUACCAACCCUUUUCCCUCCCAGGGGCAACCCAACGACUGUUUUCUGUGAAAUAUAUGUUCGGAGAAGCAAAUAUUGCCUUGAAAUUUCUCGUACUUGAGGACGGCUAAAAAUUUCUAGAUGACCAUACCACUCAUGUACAGUUUUCUAAGCUUAUCUAAUCAAUUCCCUACGAUUUUCUGACGUUUAUUUUUCACAUUUUACUUCCCAAGUUAGGCCAUGUUUCGUAGGGAAAAGGAAACUAAAAUUUUCGGACUCAAAAAUGCAAUGGAGAGAGAAAUCAGAAAAUUUCUCACUUUCGUCAUGAUACGUCAAAUUGCAUCUAAAAUUUUCGGAAAAAUAAUACUGAACUGACUGAAGCCCUUGUAAUUUCGAGAAGACUCAAGUACCCCUAGGAUGACCAAACAGUUGCAAAUUUUAUAGCGCCGCUUAGAAUACAUUUCUAGACAUCUAAAAGUACCCUGGAUAGCCGAAAAAGUCUCAUCAAUGUAUUUAAGAGGAAACCGUCGUUGGGUGUCCCUGGUCUCCGGUUAGCUCGCUGUUUGUAAUAUUUUACACGUACAGACUACUCGUUCUACCCCCUUCUCCUCUUAAGCUCUAUAACAGUACUCACCUUUUUUCCACCUUCCAGGUUACACGAGGUAUUUAUACAUCUAAAGUAAAUCACACUGGUACUUACUCAGCGAUACUGAGUCAAGAUGGCGAAUAUCACGUGGCUGUUGGUGAUAUGGAUAUUCAUAAAGUUAUCACACCGGAUAAUGUAAGUUGCUUGCAAGGGAGGAGGGAAUUAAAAAUGUCACGACGGUGACGACACCAAUAACUUAAAAACCUUUGCACAUGCAUCACGCUUUUAAGUACAUCACUUUUUCCUAUGCUGCAUGAGUACAACGUGAAACAUGCUAAUAUAACGUUAUUAGGAGGUCGUGAACGUAAGGCGGUGAAUUUUCUUUCCUCCCUAAGAACUCAGUUUUAGAAAAAUAUGCCUACUUUUGACGUAUCUAGUGCUUUGGGAUACCGUAUUUAUUCGAAUUAGCGCCCAUCCUCAAAUUAGCGCCCACCGCGAAUAAGCGCCCAUCCCAAAGGCAGAAAAAGUUAAUAAGCUUCAACCCCCACCCAAUCCUUCUUUCCCCUCUCACCCAAACAAAAAAAAUUGAAUAAGGACUAUAAUAAGAGAGACUUCACCGCAGACGGAGUUUUCUUCAGAGUAUUUUACAGAAACCUUGCUUUUUUACAUCUUCGUGUUUGCUGUUACCAUUUAUUGUUUUGUUGCGAAACAAACAUACUAAACUUGCUGAAAAUAGUGAAGAUUUUAUAAGCGCCCAGCCUCGAAUAAGCGCCCACCUCGAAUAAGCGGCCAGUCUCAAGGUCCAGAAAUUUAAUAAGCGCCCAAGGUGGUUGAUCGAAUAAAUAUGGUAAUUGCGGUAACUGAACAGGCUGAUUCGCCCGAUGUUGUUUCGCCGGAACGUUAGUCGAUUAGCCCGAUGUCUACUUGUCGUUUUUAAAGUAGCGAUAAAGUUUAAAAGAAAGCGAGUGCCCUUUUAAGGUGACGUUUUCGCUGCCGUCUCUCUUAUUAAGCCCCCUAAUGUUAAGGGCAGAGGUGCUUGGCACAGUGAAUGGUAUCAGGAUCAAGACACACGAUGCAUAUGCGUUAUCUGACGACAAGUAGAUAGUGGGGACACUAAACAAUUAUUAACCUCACGCUAAAUUUCGGGGACUGUGACAGUAAUCUUUGUGGACCAAUCUUUUGAGAAAUUCUGCAUGUUUUUAAAGUCUGUUCCUUUAUAUUUUUUCCAUAAAUCAGCCAAUUUUUUCUAUUUUCUUUAUAUUUGUUAUUUUUGUUUCAUAUUUUUAUUGGAAUUUGUCAUGUAUUUUUUAUUGAUUUUCACUCUUACGUUUUUCGUAAUUUUGUACCCUGAUGUAAACUCCCGAGGGGCUGUGAAGUUGAAAGAAGUGUUUUGAGUGGCACAAGGUGGAAAAGGCUCAUUGGUUGAAUUCGGUCACAUGGGUUCAAUGCUUAACGCUGAUUGGCUAGUUGCUAAAGGACCGUCGCUUACUACUGUUUUGUUCUUACUGUUAGAUUUCCGCUUUUGAGGAACCAAUCAAACACGCUCCCCUACUGAUGUUGGACGGCAAUAUCACCCAAGAAGCUAUUGAUCAUGCGUGUAGCUUCUGUGCAGCCAAUCAUAUUCCAGGUAAAAAAGAAAUCAAAAGGAAAGUCAAAAUCAUAAGUUCUUCAACACAAAACUAGUUCCAGGUAGAACAUGAGCGAUGAAUAAAUGUACUUACUUUUACGAUUUAUUAGAGCAGCUGAAAACUAAUUUUCAUACAAAUUUUCGCUUCAAAAGGGUUCUUGGUUUUGUGAUAGAGUACGCUUGAAUUUCUAAGCUUUUGCGUGACGCGGCAUUUACAUGACGGCCAAGAGAGUUGUCAUUUAGGUUAAAAAAAUGACUUAUUUCAGGAAAUGUUGCUAUCUAAACAGCAAAUGUAUUCGAAAAAGUAUUACUUUAAUGUUUAUGAGUUUCUCGAAGAAUAAAUUCACGCUUUUGUAGCAAAACUCGGUAACAGAUGUUUGUGUUGGUUUCCGUCCUCCAUAUUGGAGCUCAUUCAGGUGAGCACCAGCAUGGCGUCUCCAUACAAAUCUCUAUAAGUUUGGGUAAAACAUUUCUUCGGAUAUGUCGUAUACGAAGUAUUCCUCUGACCUGAAUCUUGGCGAGGGUCCAUGUAUAUGUGCCUUCUUUCAUUUCCCAGAUUCUGGACGUUAUCUAUUGAACGGUUUUGAUUCUUAUUUUGAUCUAUUUUGAAUGGCGUGACACUGAAAACCAGCAGUAAGGAAGGCGGUAUACUAACGUUAUUUUUUUCGGGGUGAAGUACUAGCCUUAUAGACUGGGUUGUGUUGCUUACAAGAUUAUUCCAUGUUCUAAAAUACUCUUAGCAUUUUAGUGCAGCAAUCGUGUAGUUCCUUGGUGAGUAUUAUUUACCGCCGCCUUGUUAGCUCAGUUGUGAGAGCGCCGGUCUGCCGAGCGGGAGGUCGAGGGUUUAAACCGCGGCCGGAGCAACACUCAGGGUCUUUAAAGUAAAUGAGAAGAAAGUGCUGCCUUUGUAAUGACAUCUGCAAAUGGUUAGACUUUCUAGUCUUUUCGGAUAAGGAAGAAAAACCGUUGGUCCCGUCUUACAGCACUUUCGCUGAUUUGUUCUUGUGGGACGUAAAAGAACCUACAUCACUAUUCGAAAAGAGUAGAGGUCGUAGACCCCGGUGGUGUGGCCAACCUUUGCGGGUUGUGGGAUUGGGUAGGGAUGGCACCUUGCAUGGGACCUAUGACUCCCGUUCGUGCACAUUCCCUCUGGGCAGGCUUGUGUCCAGAAAAGCUGGUAAAAUAAAAUAAAAAAAUAAAUAAAAUUAGCACACAGUCUACUGUAGGCUGGGCCAACAGUGUAUUUAGUAAGCGCCGGGCAUAUUUCUAUUUUAUUUCAUAUUUAUGUUCUAUUAAUCAGUCUUAUUUUGUUUUUAUGACAGUCUGGUUCGAGCCUACGUGUUUAAUGAAAGCAGAGAAACCCUUUCUUUCUGAUGCGUGGCAUAAUAUAACCUAUAUAUCACCAAAUAUAAAGGAACUAAGAUCAAUGAACUCUACAUUAAUGAAACAACAACAAGAACAGCCAAGAAACCUCAGUGAGGAGGAGGAUACUGAUAGAGAUCGUUCUUUAGACAGUGUUAUCACCGAGUGUUUAACUCUAUGUAAACCGCUCUUGAAACACAUACAUUGUGUAAUAGUUACAUUAGGCAAACAUGGAGCCUUGGUUUGUAGAGAUACUACCGCUGAUACUCCAUUCCCGACGGCUCAUUUUUCAAGUCACGCUCCAACGCGGCAACACAGUUUAGUGUCAGCGCGGCAUUUUCCCGCCUCGGCCCCAGGUGGUCACGUGCAAAAUGGUAACGUCACAGGCGCAGGUGACAGGUAAGAUGUUGGGAUGUAUUUUACCAUUAUAGCGUCAGAUACCAUCCCCCUUCAAUAGCCAUUCUUUUGGUGUCUGUAUACGGGGGUAUUUGACAGUUCAUAGCUACACUAGUUUUGGAAUUCACAAUCCAUUGAAAAAUUUUAAAGUGAACAUGAUCUUCGCAGUAGAACGACAACCUAAAAAGCGUUCAUUCUGCUGUGAAGGUCAUGUUCAUUUUUUUCACUUUGUGUGAUAUUAGACGGAUAGAGGCGGGACACCUGGGCGGGAUGAUGAGUUUAAUAGAUAUUCUUCAAAACGAAGUUAUCAUCCUUCGAGUUGUAUUUUUGCUGUUCUUGCCACGUUUUUUGGGCAGUGGUUUAGCUUGGUUUUGCUAUUUCUUCGCAAAAUGUGUGGAAUUUUCCGCCAUUUGUCCCAGCUCUACCAAAACCAAAAUUUCUUGCUGAGUUACUCAAGCCUAAUCUUGUCCCCAGGGACUUCCCGGUUGCCGUCCCUUUUUGUGUCAAUAUUCUGUACAAUUGACGUCAUUGGUACCAAAAUCUUAAGCAUCUUCCAAAUUUGGUCAACGCUAGCUCGUUAUGUAGAAUUAGUUGGGAGAUUUGCGUCAAUCAGAAACGAAAAUGCUUGAAUGCAAUUGGAACUGAGAAUACAGUACGAUAUAAUAGCUUUAUUAACCAGUCCUAAGAGGCUAUUAUUGGUUAAUUUGCAAUAAUGAUAAGACUUUAAAUUACAAGAAAAAAAAAUAUAUAUAUAUAUAUAUAAACUACAAGAAAAAUACUUAAUAAUCUACUAAUGAAUUAUAUAAGACUAGGUAUAACUAAAAAAUAAAAAUAAAAUAAUAAUAAUAAUGAUAAUAACAGAUAUCGAUAGCUAUUUACAAUCGUGAAAUUUCUUGCCUUGCGCCUUUCUUAAUUGGUUUUAAGCUGUGCUUGUUGUGAAUCAGCAGAAAGUUAUAAUUAACUAUAGUAUAUUUCACAAGUUUUUGUUAAAAUCAUAAAAGUUAAUUUACAAUUCUCCUGAUUGCUGUUUUCUUUGAAUUUUCAGCUUUGCUGCUGCAAUGGCUUCUUUUAUAAUCCGGGGCCAGCCUCCAGUUUUAUGCGUAAAAGCAGGGAUGCUAGCGGCACAGUAUUCUCUUCAGUCACAGGACGCCAUUGCACCGACGGUUUUUCCGGAGAAUUUCACACCUGCAAAUGUUGAAGACUGUAUCCCAUGGCAACCUAAGGACAUAGAUAUUGACAUUUCCUAGCACGUGAACAGCAGGAGACUCCCACGUGAUCGCUACAGUACUGGACGCCUCCUUGUUUCCAGAGAAUUCUUUACCUGGAGAAUUUCGCACCUAAAAAUGUUGAAGAUUACAUCCCAUGGCAACCUAAAGGCAUAGAUAUUGACAUUUCCUAGCACGUGAACAGCAGGCGUCUCCCACGUGAUAGCUACAUCACUAGGCGCAUCCUUUCUCCCAAGUUUCUCUCUAUCGUAGAAAGGAACCUUGGGAACGAGGGUGAAUUUUACACGUGAAAACUUCAAGACUUGAUACAACGGCAACCGAAUGACAAAAGAUGUUGAAGUUUUCUUACUGGGGAACAUGCGUUCUGCGCCGAGCCCUUAGGAACCCACUUGAGCCGAUCAGUUUCGCAAUACAUGUAACGCGGUUGAAAGCAAUAACCAAAAACUUCCGAACCGUCUUGCUUUGCUUUUUCUUCAGCAAGGUGGUUUGUAGCUGUGAACAAACAGCAGAGACGGAGCACAUUAUGUUCGUGAACGUGUCUCAGAGACUGUACAGCACUGAGCCUAAACGUUUAAAAACUACUUCACUAGUGGUGACAUUAUAAAAUCGUAAACUUCUUUGUUACUUUAAUUCACACAAUGGCUGAAUUAUAUUGUAGUUGUAUAAGCCGUCACCAGGUAAUUCUUCAGCAAGAAGAAUAUAAACUAAACAAGAAACCUAAUAUUUAAUAUUCAAUAACUGCAAGAACCUACUUUUUAAACAAUAACCUGCACGCCAAUUAGCUCUUUAAACACGUGCGAUUAGCUCCCUCUGGACCAUGAUGGGCACAUUUUAAGUGACGAUGUUUUUGUUACCAAUGGUUAUGCUCAUGAGCUAGCCUGAAUUUCAUCCGAUUACUUCGAGUCGUUAUUACUCCCUCAGUAACGUCUGAAUCGACCGGCCGUUAAUGCCGUCCAGUGACGUCACUACUCCUUGACCUUUGCCUUAAUUCAUGCAAAAAGUAAAACACGAUUUUUAAGGGGCAAAUCGAGAAAUAUCGCUUGGAAAUGCCGGUCUGCAUGAUACAGAACUGCUUUAUUUUUUCGAUCGUAAUUCAUGUUUAACGUUCAAACUAUCAACUACAUGCAAUACAUGUACAACUCUGAACCGGUUGUACUAAAUUCUACAAUCAAACUCGGUCGCAAUCGCGCAAUGAAAUAAACACACAAACGGAACACUUAGUUCAAAAACACAAUGAUUUGCUUUAAUUGAAAAGAAGCUAUUUGGUCCUUAACGAAGAAAAAAAAACAAGGAGACAAGACAGAAAAGCUAACAGAAUCAUUACACUUGACGGUAAAAAUAGCAAGAAGGUCGAAUUAUAACAUUGAUCUCAGAAAACUUCGCGUAAACAAAAUCACCGGCCGCCGAAACCACAAAUCGGCUCUAAAUGAAAAACCUACCGACUCUCCGCAAUGAUUCUUCAUUCGCAGUUCAAUUUAGCAUUUCAGUUUCAAAGACAAGGGCAAUUUUGCUGUUUAAGAUAAAGAUUAAGCUUACAGAAAUGUUUGUACUAAACGAAAGAAUGCCAAGGAUGCGAUCCGCUGAAUACCAAGCGACAAUCCCGCCAAAUUUUUCAUAAUUAUACAUAAUUAUGCGAAUGUUUAGACAAUCAACCAAUCAAAAUCACUACCCGGUUUUCGGGUAGUGAGUGACGUCACUGGACGGCAUUAACGGCCGGUCGAUUCAGACGUUGUUGAGAGGAGAAAACGACUCGAAGCAAUCGGAUGAAUAUCAGGCUACUCAUGAGCAAGACACGACAAAUGUUGGGUUGUACACUCAUGUCCAUGCGCGACCGAAGUGACCUUGAACAGCGUAGUGAACACGGAGUUGCUGCGUGGCAAAAACCGAGUGAUUUUGUAUAUCAAGCUCAAAUUUCCAAGGAUAACUAAUAUUGCUAUGCUCUUUCGAUAUUCAAAAAUGUUAUUUCAAUAGUUAAAUCAGAGAAUGAUAAGCAUGCAUAAAUGAGGCAAAAAAUGUAACUGAACAAAGUUCCGCCUGUUCUAACUGACUCAGUAAUACGUUAAUAAGACAAGACCUGGCUCCUGUUUCUGAUAAAGCAAGUUUUCUGGCUUCGUUAUUCUCCCUUAUCACGACUAUAUCAGCG